AUGAGCAGAGACCGCAUUACAGACUAUAACAGCGGGGCUGGUCGCUAUGACAAUGGCUACAACAAUCAAUAUGGCGCACAAGGCGAAUAUGGCGGAAGAGGUUAUGGUGGCAAUCCCAAUAAUCAGUACAACCAACGCGGCCAAUAUAAUAAUCAGUACGACAAUAGGCAACAGCAACCAGCCGGCCAAGGGUAUGCUCAACAGGAUGUUGAGAUGACUACUGUGACAAAAAGUUCUAACGACGUUACUUCGUUCUUUGAGGAGAUCUCUUCCAUUCAAGAUGCAAUCAAAAAAAUGAAAACCAACGUUGACCAGAUUUCGGAGCUUCAUUCUCGCUCAUUGGGAACUAUUGCAGAGGAUGAAGCAACUAAGCGACAGCUCGAUGCUAUGAUAGCUGAUACGAGAACUCUGGCAAAUCAAGUGAAGGAUCGAAUCAAGGCUUUGGAAAGGAUGAAUGCAAAAUUACCGCCUAAUACUGGUGAUAUUAAUGUGCGCAGAGCACAGACGGAAGCUUUGCGCAAAAAGUUUAUGGAAGCUUUAACAAAUUACCAACAAAUAGAAUACCAAAAUCGGCAGAGAUACAGACAGAGAUUAGAACGACAGUAUAAAAUUGUCAAGCCUGGCGCAACACAAGAUGAAAUUGACGCCGCAUUAGACAACGAUGAAGGAACACAGAUCUUCGCUCAAUCGUUAAUGCAAUCAACAAGACAGGGUGCAGCUCGAGAAGCAUUAAAGGAAGUACAACAGCGUCAUGAUGAUAUAAAGAAGAUUGAAAAGACUAUUGAGGAAUUGGCAAAUCUAUUUGAGGAAAUGCAGCUAAUGGUCGAGGUACAGGAUACCCAAAUAGACCAGAUUGAACAACAUGCAAACGAUGUUGAACAAAACCUCAGUUCGGGUGUGGAGCAUGUGGGAAAAGCUCUUGAACAUGCCAAGUCAGCAAGAAGGAAAAAAUGGUGCUGUUUCCUCAUCCUACUCAUUAUCUUGGCAAUUGGUGCGCUCUUGGUGUAUCUCUACGUUAUCAAACCAAGCCAGGGAAAUAGCAACAAUAGCAGCAACGGUAACAAUGGUAACAGCGGUAGCAGCGGAAACAACAGUAGCAAUGGUGGCCAGAGAAGACUAGUCUACGAUUUUGCAGUUCUUAGUGUCCUGGUUAUUCCAAGUCUUGCUCACAGUCCACGGGGCUUAAAUCUGUCGUGUGAUGAUCUUCGAGUGAUGAUGGCGGUUGUGAUGGCGGUCGUGAUGGCGGUACGCACGGAGAAGAUGAGCGAUGCGGUAGUGAAGUUUGGACACGUCCUCAGACACGAACAAUGA
Molecule: messenger RNA, 1311 nt
Organism: Paraglomus brasilianum
Lineage: Eukaryota; Fungi; Glomeromycota; Glomeromycetes; Paraglomerales; Paraglomeraceae
Source: the annotation of a GenBank genome assembly